Molecule: messenger RNA, 1432 nt
Organism: Gymnodraco acuticeps
Lineage: Eukaryota; Metazoa; Chordata; Actinopteri; Perciformes; Bathydraconidae
Gene: fgf1a
Product: fibroblast growth factor 1a
Exons: 3
Coding region: 209-664 (151 amino acids)
Biological process (GO): positive regulation of cell population proliferation; cell differentiation; positive regulation of protein phosphorylation
Cellular component (GO): cytoplasm
Molecular function (GO): fibroblast growth factor receptor binding; growth factor activity
Source: RefSeq, a predicted model, not a curated record
AAGUAACAUAACUAAACUUUCAGUGUCAGUGAUGAUCACACUAAAUCAUCACGGUUGUAUGGGGACCGGGCACGCGCACCCCGCUGCCUCUACGCUCGCUCACGUGCAUGUAAACACCUGACCGCUGCAGGGGAGCGAGCCCGCUGAUUCUUCUCAGAAACACAAACUUCUGCAGAUCCUUCCUGUUGAUUCCUCAGCUGUGUUAGCUAUGAGCGGGAUGGCGGAGGGGGACAUGUUUGUAUCGGAGGAGGAGCAGGCAGUGGACUGCAGGCGGCUGACCCGGCUGUACUGCAUGAAUGGCGGACAUCACCUGCAGAUCCUCCCCGAGGGGAAUGUGCAGGGCCAGAGGGAGGACGGGGACGCGCACAUUGUUUUGAAGCUCAAAGCUGUGGACAGAGGUGUGGUGGUCAUCCAAGGAACAGAAGCCGGGAGAUAUUUGGCCAUGAGCGACGAGGGCAGAUUGUACAGCUCACCCACAGUGACUGAUGAGUGUUAUUUCCUGGAGAAGUUGGAGGAGAACCACUACAACACAUACAUGCCUCAGAAAUAUCAGGACAGGAAAUGGUAUGUUGGGCUGAAAAAGAACGGCAAACCUAAACUGGGUUCAAGAACUCACAUCGGCCAGAAGGCCAUCUUCUUUCUGCCCCGACAGCUGUGUGACUGAGCGAAGACACUCAACACACACUGCAACUCAGCCUGAACCAAUGUGAAGCUGCACCACAGGAGGCUUUAGUUCAUCAACAUCCACCAUUUUAGUUCACUAACAGCGCCAGACCUGAAGGAGUGGUGUGGGAAUGGUUGAUGAAAACAACUAAGAAGUCAAGCUCAAAAGGAGACGAAGCUGCAACGUAUUUUAAUGUUAAUGUUAUGCAAUACUAACCAGCUAAAGCUAAAAGACUGCAUGUUGUCAUGUUUUUUCCACUUAAAAAAGUUCAUUUUUAGUUGGCAGCAGGGCAAAGAGCAAACAGUAUAACAGUAAUAAUCAACCAGUAUGAAAUCACUGAUUAAAGCUGAAUGUGUGGUUCUCAAAGUGAGCAGCAUUUGAAAAUAUUAAAUGGGAUGGGAAAAACACUAAGCAAUAAUAUUCCAUAUGUAUUGUAAUACUCGUAAAUGAUGUCCCGCCACACACUAUAUUUUAUAUAAUAUAGUAUAUCAUAUAGAAUUAAUUAAAUAUAUGUUUUAUUAUUAUAAAUGUCACAUUUUCUCAUUAACUACUGCACUUACUUUAAAGGAAAAGUAUUGUAACCCGUUGAUUGGGAAUGUUGUUAGAUUUUUGGAAGUCAUGAAUGUGUUUUUUUAAACUAUCUGCUUACUGUCUGGGAACAUAUUCUCAAGCUUCAGAUAUCUAUAUCUAUUUAUCAGUGUCUUAUUAUGCACAUGUACAUCAUGUCUUGUGAUUGAACUGUCUUAUAAAUAAACUACUAACAAUGUG